Molecule: messenger RNA, 2258 nt
Organism: Osmerus eperlanus (European smelt)
Lineage: Eukaryota; Metazoa; Chordata; Actinopteri; Osmeriformes; Osmeridae
Gene: slc16a9b
Product: solute carrier family 16 member 9b
Exons: 6
Coding region: 52-1599 (515 amino acids)
Biological process (GO): transmembrane transport
Cellular component (GO): membrane
Molecular function (GO): monocarboxylic acid transmembrane transporter activity
Source: RefSeq, a predicted model, not a curated record
GUUUCUCUGGCCUUCCUCCAGGACUGCUGUCUCCAGUGUGAGUCUGUCAGCAUGAGUUCUCCUCAGGGCAGUAACAACAUUAGAAAGCCCCUGGAUGGGGGCUGGGGCUGGGCCAUUGUGGUGGCCUGCUUCCUGGCUCAACUCCUGGCCUACGGCUCACCACAGUCUGUGGGUGUGAUCUACCCAGAAUGGCUUAGUGCCUUCCAGGAGAGCAAGGCUAUGACAGCCUGGGUGGGCUCUCUAGUCUCUGGAGUGGGACUCAUAGCAAGUCCUAUCUGCAGUGCGUGUGUGGUCAAUUUCGGAGCACGGCCUGUCACCAUCUUCAGUGGAGUUAUGGUCUCUGGGGGUCUGAUGCUCAGUGCCUUCGCGCCCAACAUCCCCUUCCUCAUCUUCUCCUAUGGCCUUGUCGUCGGUCUGGGCUGUGGACUGGUCUAUGCCGCUACCCUGACAAUCACCUGCCAGUAUUUUGACAAGAAGAGAGGCCUGGCUCUAGGAAUUGUCACCACAGGCACUAGUGUAGGGGGCUUCCUCUAUGCCACGGCUCAGAACGAACUCAUCGAGCUGUUUGGCCUUGAAGGAUGUCUGCUCAUUAUCGGCGCCCUGGCCCUCAACAUCAUCGCCUGCGCUGGCCCCAUGAGGCCCCUGGUACUGCCUGCCUACUACCUCCGCCAGCGGGCAGCAGCUCUGGAGCAGGCAGAGGGGCACCUGUAUGAUAAGGCUCUGCUGGCAGAGGAACCUAUCAAACCUGCCAAUGAGAAGCAGCCACAGGCCUGUCACAUGCUAAUCACCAUAGAAACCAAAGACCCUCUGGCCUAUGAGAAGAGCCUGCUAAGUUGUUCCGCCCUGGUGAAGCUAAUUAAGACUAAGCAAAAGGACUACUGCAGAUACAUAUGUUCCACAUCAGAGCUGCUCCAGGACCGUGUCUUCAUGGCGCUCUGCGUCUCCCUCUUCCUCUACUCCCUGGGGGCCUACCCCCCCCUCCUCUUCAUGGAGGACGUGGCUCAGACCCGGGGCCUGGUGGAGACGGUCAGCGUCAUCCCCCUCGUCUCUAUCACCGCCAUCUGCGCAGGCGUGGGCAAGCUGGCCCUGGGCGCCAUGGCCGACCUGCCCUUCGUCAACAGCGUGCUGCUGUACGCGUUCACCCUGACAGGCAGCGCCGGCGCCCUGCUCCUCAUCCCGGUGACGCGGUCCUACGCGGGGCUGCAGGUGCUGUCGGCCGCGCUGGGCUUCUUCUCUGGGAACUGGUCCCUGACGCCCUACGUGACUACGGAGGUGGUGGGGAUCGAGCGCUUUACCCAGGCCCACGGCAUCCUCAUGCUGUUUGGGGGCUUCGGCAUCAUGCUGGGAUCCCCUGUUGUAGGCUUCUUAUAUGACUGGACCCAGUCCUAUGACCUGGCUUUCUACCUCAGUGGGGGAGGAGUGCUCUUGGGGGGGCUCUGUCUGUUCCUGUCUGCCCUGCCCUGUCUGGAUCACCCCAAACCCCAACCCCCCCAGCCACAACCAGACCUUCUCCAGCCUCCUGAGGUCCUUCGCCCAGAACCCCCUCACCCAGACCCAGAGUACCCCAGCACCUGUGACAUGGUAGCCUCUGUGGCCUAAAGUGCUGACAUGGUCUAAUUGUUGCUGAAUGGUUCAAAUACAAUUGUAAUUGUAAUUGGAGGUUUUUCAGUUUCAGUUUCUGUCACAGGCGAUACAGGGAGUGAGUUAUGUGAGUUGAUAGUCUUUGUUUUACACAGUGGGUUAGGGGGGGAUUCAUGAAUUGAGAUUCACUUCUUGUACUCGUUCAAGUGAAAACUUGAAUGUAAUAAGUAGACUAUUUUCUGAACAACUUAAUGCUGAAGAAGACACUUUUUUCCGUGCUCCUGUGUACAACAUGCCAGUCACAGCAUGUUGGGAUGUUCAGGAGGAUAUGCAGUUUGGUCUGACUGGCAGACUGUACAGUUUUAUCGACUGACCUUGUUUUUUUGUUGCCCAAGCCUUGUAAACAACACCACCAAUCAUUGAGAGCCACACAGUUAGUCCAGGCCAUGUUUACAGUAUGAGUGAAACUGUCAUUCAAAAAUGGCCGCUAAUGAAAAGUUCCCUUUUUUGACUCGUUGAUGAUGAGGUGUGUGUGUGCACAUUAGGAGUUUAGUCCCCAAGAAAUAACUGACAUGAUCUGAAAGCAGCAUGCUCAAGGCUUCUUCCUGUUGUUGUUGUUGUUAUUGGAUAAGCUAAGGGUCGGCCAGGUUGUUUUCAGUAUGCAGAGGCUUGAAUAC